Molecule: messenger RNA, 636 nt
Organism: Scutellospora calospora
Lineage: Eukaryota; Fungi; Glomeromycota; Glomeromycetes; Diversisporales; Gigasporaceae
Source: the annotation of a GenBank genome assembly
AUGUCAAAGAAACUUUUACAUAAUAAAUCCCGACUUGGCACACAAACCACUGUGAUAAAAUUAAAUUUUAAUGAACAGAACAAUGUAGAUAAAUAUACCGAAUUUUGUGAAAAAUUUGGGAUAAAAUUUUCUGAUAAAAAUUUAAUACAUCAAGUUUGUACACAUAAAUCAGUUAGAUCUAAGACUGCGCCUACGAAUGAACGAUUAGAUUUUUUGGGUCAAAAAGUGAUAUCUCUUUACGCCGCUGAAUACUUAUUUAAUCAAGUGAAACCUUCAGAACUACAUGAGCGUGUUUAUUUAUACACAAAAAGAUCCGUAAAUAUUGGUAGAAUUGGUGUUAAAAUGGGACUAAACAAAUUACUAAAUUGGACACCGAGUAAUGAAUCUAAAAUAAUUGAAGCGGAAAAAAAUGGACAAAGUUUACAAGGUUUAGGUGAAGAAAGUGUUACUGGUAGAGUACUUCAAGCACUUGUUGGAGCAAUAUAUCAUGAUCAGGUAAUACUUUUUUCUUUCAAGUUAUUUUCUCCAAAAUCUAAAAAUUAUAUUUCUACCUUUAAGGGCGCAUAUGCAGCAAAGCAAUUUGUCCAUAAGCAUAUAUUAUCGGCUUCUAUAGAUCUUAGUUCAACAUCAUUAUAA